Messenger RNA from Danio aesculapii, 3003 nucleotides. RefSeq names its product lysophosphatidylcholine acyltransferase 3 (gene lpcat3). Gene Ontology annotation, molecular function: 1-acylglycerophosphocholine O-acyltransferase activity; lysophospholipid acyltransferase activity. Lineage: Eukaryota; Metazoa; Chordata; Actinopteri; Cypriniformes; Danionidae. Gene Ontology annotation, biological process: lipid modification; phosphatidylcholine biosynthetic process. Gene Ontology annotation, cellular component: membrane. Bases 160 to 1557 code for a protein of 465 amino acids. The transcript is spliced from 13 exons. The record is from RefSeq and is a predicted model, not a curated record.
AUUAGAGAGUGAAGGUCGCCGGGUUUUUAGUGAAUGGUGUGAGAGGUGGCUAGAGAGAGGAGGAGUAGCGGGACGGACGGAGUAAAGGGCUGCGCAGAGACUCACGAGGGCCACACACUCGCGGAAACCCGAGCGCAGCUACUUCCGCCCACACUAAAGAUGGCGGCUCCCUUCAUGGAGAAAUUAGCCGAAUAUUUAGAUUCACCCGAACCGGCCGUUCGGCUGAUUUUGUCCAUCUUAAUAGGUUAUCCAUUUGCACUGGCGUACCGCUGGUUUUUAUUUUAUCAGUCCUCAACAGUUCUUCAUCUCUUCCACACAUUCACCGGGCUGGCACUAGCCACGUUUAAUUUUGGGUCUCAGGUCUAUCACUCGUUGUUAUGUGUAGUCAUUCAGUUCUUGUUGCUGAGGCUCAUGGGAAGGACGGUCACAUGCGUCCUGACUAGCUUUAUCUUUCAGAUGAUAUAUCUGUUGACGGGUUAUUACUACACAGCUACAGACGAGUAUGAUAUCAAAUGGACCAUGCCUCAUUGUGUCCUCACGCUCAAACUCAUCGGUUUAGCGCUUGAUUACUACGAUGGUGGAAAAGAUCAAUCUAAAUUGAGCGCAGAACAGAAGAAGUCUGCUCUCAGCUCUACGCCGUCUCUGUUGGAGGUGUUUGGUUUUUCAUACUUUUAUGGAGGCUUUCUGGUAGGGCCUCAGUUCACAUUGCGAAAUUACCAGAUGCUGGUGUCUCGAGAGAUGACCGAUGUUCCAGGACAACCACCAAAUAGUGUGGUUCCAGCACUGAAGCGUUUCUGUUUAGGUCUCAUCACCCUCGCUAUCUUUGCGAUAGGUGGGCCGCGCUACUCAGACAGCUACUACUUAACGGAUGACUUUGCAGCACAUCCUUUCUGGUACAAGUGUGUGUACAUCCUGUUGUGGGUGAAAAUAAACCUGUAUAAGUACAUCAGCUGCUGGCUAAUCACGGAAGGCGUGUGUGUUCUGGCUGGGCUGGGCUAUAAUGGGAUAAAUGAAAAAGGGGAGCAUCAGUGGGAUGCCUGCGCAAAUGUGAGGGUCUGGCUGUUCGAGACCACGCCGCUCUUCACGGGCACCAUCAAUUCCUUCAACAUCAACACCAACGCUUGGGUGGCCAGGCACGUGUUUAAGAGGUUGAGGUUUUUGGGGAACAAGUUGGUGUCUCAGAUGUUCACAUUGUUAUUCCUGGCGAUCUGGCACGGCUUGCACUCAGGGUACCUCAUCUGCUUCUCCUUGGAGUUCCUCAUUGUCAAUGUGGAGAAGCAGGCUCAGUCACUGGUGCGGGACAGUCCUUUGCUGACAUCCAUCUCUCAGAGUCCUCUGUAUCCUCUUGUAUAUGUUGUACAGCAGUCUAUUCACUGGCUCUUUAUGGGAUACUCCCUGGUGCCGUUCUGCCUCUUCACUUUCGACAAGUGGCUCAAGGUUUACUUCUCCAUAUAUUUCUGUGGUCACAUCUUCUUCAUCGCUGCCUUACUUGUCCUGCCAUACCUCCGCAAGGUGCUCGUGCCUCGAAAAAGAGGCAGUGAGAAAAAGGAGGAUUAAUUAAAAGGGUUUGUAUGCUGCUGUCUGUGAUGGACUGAAGUGAACUGUGACAUUUAAAGAGCGCCUGAAGAGGACAAAUUUUAAGGCCUUUAGUAAUAUAUUACUAUUUACAUACAGCACUGAUGUAUGUGUACAAAUGUUAGUCCGUUUGAAAGUUCUUCUCAUUCUUUGGGAUUUGUGGUGGACUGUGAUGAAAAAGGUUGAAACUGCAGAAAUACAAGCAUUUCUGAGGUUCGAUAUUCGUUGGGUAAGGUUUAAUGGUGGCUGAAAACAAUUAUACUGUAUCCGCUCGUACCAUUGCACUCAUUACUCAGUAAUGAUCUCGUUUCCUGUAUAAUCAGAGACCCAGCUUUGGCUGUCGCUGAGGUGAAGUGUGCACUUUUCGAGGGGGUGUUGAGCAUGUAUUUAAAAAAUGGAAACAAAUGAGAUCUUUCUUUUUUUUUCUUCUUCCUUUACUGGGAUCUUUGUUUUAAACUCUCAUACCUUUAGAUCGAAAGAAAACACAUUGAAAUGUGAAACACACAUAAGAGUGAACAGUGACUGAUGGUUCAGCAUCGCCUGGCAUUAUAAAUGAAUGUUGUUCAUUUUUAUAACUGUUUUCUUUUUCUGUGCUCAGACAAGUUCUGAUGGGUAUUCUCGUUUUGUUUGUUUUUUAGGAAGGGGUUUUACGGUAACUGCGUUUUUAUAGCUUUUUGACACACUUUCAUAAAAAGGAUCAUCAUUCUGUCAUCUCAUCCGCUCACUCCGUUUAACACUGUCUGUCCAUCCAUCUUGACCUUUUCUUGUUCACUCCAUUUUCUCCAGCAAAUCCAGUGUAUGAGCACAAGCAAAACACACACCACAAUACCAGAAUCAUCAAUAUGAGGGUAAAUCUGUGUGGAUAUUAUCAAGAGCAGAGUAUUGUUUCAAUUAUAGCAAGUAUUUCGGUGAGCGGUGAACUAAACAGUGCAUACAGAUAGCACAAGUUAAUACUGCAGUUAAUUACACUAAAUAAGUGCAAGGUUUUAUUUUGCAGUGAAGUAUUUUUAUACCCAAAACACUUAGCGUAUCUCUCAUCACAUCAGCGUGUUUUAUUUUUCUGAUCUGCUCUCAGUAAUAUCUACAUACGUUUGCUUCAUAUCUGUUUUGUAUGGCGUGACAUAUUGAAGAUCCUUGGCACAAAUAAACAUCACUCUUCAUUGAGGGCGAUAUUGAAAACCUGCACCCAAAUCCUAUCCGUGGGAGCAGCAGAAGCUCACAGUAGCAUCUGAUUUGUUUUAUAAUAUUUAUACACGUGGUCGCAAAGUUUAAUGAUGUAAAAAUUUGUUUUUUUGCGAAACAACUGCCUUACUGCUACCAAAUGUACAAAAAAUGAAUAAAAAAAUACAGAGAGAGAGAGAAAAACACAAUUACUUUUAAAUGAAACGUUUUUGUAAUGUUCAUUAAAAAUGCUGGAUUUUAACAAUA